CACGCUCUCUGACACAGAUGUAGAAUCAGCUCACUCUCACCUUAAUCUUCACGUUUACCACAAGUAGUACAAACGCAAAACUGACCUUAGAUCAGCGGUUAGGGACAUCUUCAGUUUAGUGUGGCAGCCAUUUUAUCUAAAUUAUAGUAAUUUGCCUUCUUGUUCGUCACCAGAGCAUGGAGGACAGAAGAAGAACACCACAGACGACUGCUGUCUACAGACUUUCUCUAACAUCUCUGAGCCCCUAGUCUUUAGGUCAGCAUGGUGACUCUGAAACACCUUAGUGUGGAGGAACCAGAUGACUACAGCUCUCCGGAUGCUGACUUCACUGAGAUAACACCUGUUACAGUUACACCUGACACCAGGGAGAUGCUACUCAGCAGGACUAACAACCUAGCCUUGAGUCUAGUGCUGCUGGUGGGAUGCUACUCUGCUAUCCUGGUCCCUGCUCUUAUAACUUCAGACCCUCUGUCAGGGGCUAACGACAACCAACACACUGACAUGGUCUUACUAAACCGCUCUGCCUCCCUGCUUGUGCAGCCCUGCCAUCCAGGCUGGUGUGUGUCUCGUCUCCUGUCCUUGGACUCCUCUCUAGACCUCCAGGACAUCCCUGUGUUCCUCCAGUCGGGGAUUGCAGCAGACAGGCGUAUUCCCUGGGACUUGGCUCCUCCCCUGGGCCUCCAGGGCUGUGACGAGAGCGUGGCUCGGGCCCUGGCCUCUCUAACUCAUCCAGGCCUGCCCCCAUCCCUGGAGGGGAGAGGUAGGGGUGGGGGCUGUAGGAGGUGUGUGGUGGUGGGCAGUGGAGGGGUGCUACAUGGCAGCCACCUGGGAUCCCAUAUUGACCAGUAUGAUGUCAUCAUCAGGAUGAACAACGCCCCAGUGUCAGGUUUUGAGAGGGACGCAGGCUCCAGGACCACUGUCCGUCUGAUGUACCCAGAGGGAGCUCCCCUUUCCCCCAACGAGUACAGACACACCUCCCUGGUUACCCUGGUGGUCUACAAGUGCCUGGACCUGGACUGGCUCACGUCUGUCAUCACCAAACAGCCUCUGAGCUGGUGGUCCAAGCUGUGGUUCUGGAGAGACGUAGUGGAGAACAUUCCUCUGAAGCCGGAGAACAUCCAGAUACUCAACCCAGAGAUCAUGCACAAGACAGGCCUAGCACUGCAAAGAUACACACAGCAACAGAGGGAGUUGGUUCCUACGUUAGGUGCCAGUGCGGUGGUGAUGGCCCUACAGCUGUGUGAUGAGGUGAGCCUGGCAGGGUUUGGUUAUGACCUGCAGCAUCCCGGUGCCAGACUACACUACUAUGAGAGUCUAUGUAUGGACGCCAUCAAGGCCCAGGUGGUACAUGAUGUGAGCGCUGAGAAACUCUUCCUCAGAGAGCUAGUGGCUGCAGGUGUCUUGACUGACCUCACAGGGGCGCUGUGACAGAGAGACAGUACCAGGGAUGGACACAGUUCUAGCAGUUGUGGUUGGAGGUUUCCACCUUGCCGGCACAGGGAUUCAAACCAGCGACCUUUCUUAACAACCCCUGGUUCCUUCUACUACCAUGAUGAUUCAACCAAUCAAUGCUUAGUUGAAAAAUGUACUAUUAUUAUUUACUAUAUUAUGCACUAUAAAAAUGUAUGCACCCAUUACUGUAAGUAGCUUUGGAUUAAAGUGUCUACUAAAUGUCAUAUGUCAUUAUUCUAUAUUAAAUGUCCAAAGCAGC
Salvelinus namaycush (lake trout) is the source of this 1711-nucleotide messenger RNA. RefSeq names its product ST3 beta-galactoside alpha-2,3-sialyltransferase 7 (gene st3gal7). The record is from RefSeq and is a predicted model, not a curated record. Bases 262 to 1428 code for a protein of 388 amino acids. The transcript is spliced from 8 exons. Lineage: Eukaryota; Metazoa; Chordata; Actinopteri; Salmoniformes; Salmonidae. Gene Ontology annotation, molecular function: lactosylceramide alpha-2,3-sialyltransferase activity.